AUGUUUGCCGUUUGGGACGACCUUGUGGCGGAGUUGACGACCGAGGCGUUCGCCGCGCCUGCUCUGGAUGUCGACUGCGUCGCACCGGUAAACAGGGUGGACCUCUUCAUUACCGGAGACCAAGGUCGGGAUGCCCCCGAGGUCACCUAUGACAAUGCGGAUGACACGAUGGGCUUGGAGACGGCGAGUUUAUCGGUUCACUACGGGGAAAAAGCGGCCCGCAGCAGCGCCAUCACGGAGGCGGCCCACGUCCUUCGACUGGGCGGAGCUCUGAUCAUUCUCGACAUGGAUGAAAUUAUCACGCAAUACCAGACCGUCUUGGAAUCCUUUGGUUAG
Molecule: messenger RNA, 336 nt
Organism: Penicillium argentinense
Lineage: Eukaryota; Fungi; Ascomycota; Eurotiomycetes; Eurotiales; Aspergillaceae
Exons: 3
Coding region: 1-336 (111 amino acids)
Source: RefSeq, a predicted model, not a curated record